UCACCUUUCAGUGUUCAUUUCAGUUUUCUGAUUUUGGUUUGUCAGGAAUUUAGACGAAGUACGGGAGAAUCACUUCGUAACAUACAAAUCAGAAACCGACUUUAGACUCCAGAAUGAAUAAUAAUAAGGACUGUGCUUCUUGCGGUGAAAUUGUAUAUCCAUUCGAAGUGAUUAGGUGUUCUGAUCAGGUAUGGCACAGAAAGUGUUUUCGUUGCCAACACUGCGGAAUGGCGUUGAGUGUAUCGAAUUAUCAUGGAUAUGAUAAGAGGCCAUAUUGUACAGCACACAAUCCGAAACCAACUACGUUCACUUCUAUCUACGAUACACCAGAAUUAUUAAGAGCAACAAGUAACACAAAAAUGUUUAGCAGUGUGUUAUAUCGUCGCAACUGUGGUGAUCUCAAAGUUAGAUAUAAUGCAGAUGCACAGCGUAUGAGAGGUCAGAUCACUUCAUUUCCAGAUGAUUUGUGGACCCAGCACACUCUGCGUCUAUCGAAGCAAUACAGUGAGGCUAAUAAUAUUCGUUCAGGAAGAAGUUCUGGAUUCGAUGAACGUUAUUCACCACAACCUUAUAGACGUUAUGAGGCACGCACUGGUUCAGCACCAUACAAUAGUCAUUGUGGGUCAUCAGUUACACCUCCACCAGCUAGACUUGGACUAAAUAAUCACUGCACGUCGCCACAUACAUUUUCAAAUUCAACAGGCAUACGCCGUAGAUCAUCAUCAGCUCAUAAUGGAUGUCCAUUAUACAUUGACUCAAUACAUCAUCACCAUCAUUAUGAUCAGGCAAUUUCAUCACCGAUAAGUCAAAAUGGACUUAGUCGUGCUGGGUCUUGUCAUUCGAUUACGAUAAAUACUCAAGGUGUACCAGGUGUGAACAAUAACGCUGUGGUGAAUAACAAUUACAAUGUUGGCUCUUCAGAAACUAUCAAUUUACCUCGGGGUUCAACACUUAAUCUAAACUUCCAUAACAAUGCACCGCAUAUACAUCAUAACAACUCAGGUUUUGGUGGGACAUUUAUCGCCCAGUACAGCUAUGAAGCUAAAGACGAUGAUGAAGUAAGCUUUAAGCCAGGAGAUGUUAUCGUGAAUGGUGAACCCAUCUCAGAGGGUUGGAUGUAUGGUACUGUUCAACGAACUGGAAAAUUCGGUAUGCUUCCAUCAAAUUAUGUUAAACUUCGUCGUUAAAAAGCCAAAAAAAACAUUAGUAUUAUGAAUAUUUUAUUCUAAAUUUUACUAUUGAAAUGUCAAAAGUAGCAAUCUAUUUCGAAUCUCAAAAAUAAAAUAAAUUAAAACAUUCAUUGAUCAAUAUUUGUUACCGCUUUAUUUAUGCAUAUCACAAUAAGUAAUAUUAUAAUAUUUGAACAAAUUGUUUGAAUCUCUCUCUUCAGUUUCACUUUCGAAAUAGGAAUUUUUAAACAAGGAGUAUUUCACUUUGAUAUAUAUAAUCAUAUAUAUGUAAUAUGCUCAAGGUUCACCAUUUGGAGAGAUUUUCAAAAUAAUACGCCACACUGGGUUGUGACUGUGAUUCUGACUGGUUCCUUUUCCCACUUUUUUUUAUAAACAGAUAUAAUUAUCCUUUAUCUAAGAAUCACAUAUAUGCGAACAUAUCACUAACUAACUUACUUUCUUUUAUCUUCCUGCAGAAUAUUAUCGUUAUUUUCACCGUCUCCCUAACUAACUCUAUAUAACGGACUAAAAUACACACACAUAUUUCUAUAUAGUCUUUUUUUAUUAUUAUUUUAAUCUAUGAAUACCUUAUUGUAUUUUAUUUGGCUUAUCGUCAUCAUCAUCAUCAUUCACAGACUGAAUUACAACUCUUCUUCCUUUCUGUUUUCAUAAAAUGAUUGUUAAAUUGAUUUUCUUUUUAAUAUCAUCUUUUCUUAUGAAUACUUUCAUUAUUAUUACUAUUAUUAUUAUUUCACGCAUAAAGGUAUAUACAUUUUGUUUGUCUUUUGUUUAUUUGUUUUGUUUUAUUGAUUGCUUGUCGCACUUCUCACUACCCUAUAUAUAACUAGUAAUAAGUCAUUCUUCAAUGAGUCAAAAUUCAACAUCUAUACACACGCAUAUACCCUAAAAUAUACAACACAUGCUGUUGUAUGCAAUAUGAUUUAAAUUCCUUAUUUUAUAGCAGUCAUUGUCAACGUGUUUAUAAUUUUAUAUAUAUCAAAUAGACACACACAAAUCACGAAUUUAAACAUCACUCCUUUUCACUG
Trichobilharzia regenti is the source of this 2215-nucleotide messenger RNA. The record is from the annotation of a GenBank genome assembly. NCBI's taxonomy places the organism in Eukaryota, Metazoa, Platyhelminthes, Trematoda, Strigeidida, Schistosomatidae.